AUGCCUCCCAGACUGUCCUUCUUGCCUGCGGUCACCGCGCCUUCCGCCUUCCUCCGUCGUCUGGCACGACCUCUCUCCACAACACCCGCCCUCAGCCAAUCCAAACCCAACUCCGCCUCCGACAUUCUCACCCUCGACGAGCGACCUGCUCCCGGAAACAAUGCUGAACGCGUUCAGAACCUCGUUCGCGGCGGCAAGUUCGCCCAGAGCGAGGCACAGCUAGCUCGCAAGCGUUUCGAGCUGCAGCAGCUGCGCGAGCGCAAGACCAGCGACGACUAUAUGAAACAGAUGCCACGAAAGUGGAAAACCGGCGAUGUCUACGCGCCGCACGACAUGAAUCCUCACCAACUGGCUAGAUGGAAGAAGAAGACGGCUCCUAAGCGCGAUGUGACGGAUUUGCUGUCGCUGAACCCGUUGGACAUGUACAAGAACUUCUCCAUGAUUUCGGAGUACAUGACCUCUUUUGGUCAGAUCAAGAACUCAAGGGACACUGGUCUGCGUCCACGAAACCAGAGGAGGAUGGCAAAGGCAAUCCGCAGAGUCAUCGGUAUGGGCAUUCACCCUAGUGUCCACUUCCACCCUGAGAUCAUCAUGAAGCGAUUGCAGGGCGGGCGGAAGUUGUAG
Verticillium dahliae VdLs.17 is the source of this 624-nucleotide messenger RNA. RefSeq lists its product as uncharacterized. Gene Ontology annotation, molecular function: structural constituent of ribosome. Gene Ontology annotation, cellular component: ribosome. Gene Ontology annotation, biological process: translation. Bases 1 to 624 code for a protein of 207 amino acids. The transcript has 3 exons. Lineage: Eukaryota; Fungi; Ascomycota; Sordariomycetes; Glomerellales; Plectosphaerellaceae. The record is from RefSeq and is a predicted model, not a curated record.